Messenger RNA from Caenorhabditis briggsae, 327 nucleotides. The record is from RefSeq and is a predicted model, not a curated record. The transcript is spliced from 3 exons. Lineage: Eukaryota; Metazoa; Nematoda; Chromadorea; Rhabditida; Rhabditidae. Bases 1 to 327 code for a protein of 108 amino acids.
AUGUAUCUCUCACCUGAUAGUGUUGAAUCACGACCGAACAAUCUUCUGGAAGCCUAUUUCAAACACCGCGCCGCCCAUAACUCAAUUAACAACAACGAGCUUCUUCUAAAAACCAGUGGAAGAAACCAUAUAGAUCCAGAUUACGAUAUUAUUGAAGCUCGUGAACCUGGAAGCUUUGUGAAGCUUCGCGACGAAAAAGGAUGGUCCGGUUUAACACAGCCAGUGUCUCCACAUCGAGAUGAAAUGAGAGCGUCUUCCAUGAUUCAGCAUCUCCACGGCUACAGUAAACGACUGGCCGGUCAUAUCGCUCGUGCUGCUGCUGUUUGA